AAUUCCAUCGCACGAAAAACGAGAAAAGUUCAAUUUUCCUUUUUUCACAUCGCAAAUUGCGAUGAAAAUUGAUAAUUGUGACAAUUGAAUUGCAAAUUCAAGCCAACGCAGCAGCUUGUUACGCGUGCGAUGUCAUGAAAACACUCGGAGACCAAACACUGACGUGGAAAAUGAUUACCUCAUCAAAAAUGAAAAUUCGUCAAAAGUAUUCAAGGACAUUUUUCGUUGCGUGUCUCGUGGGAUUCCUGCUGGUUUCGGGAUUUUUCGUCAUUUCUGCUGUUGCAGAUGGCGCCCAUGAGACCCCAAUUGUCGCAAAAGGGCUCAACGAGACAAUUUCCAAAGAUGCAACGGCCACAAAUGCAGCGGAUUCGAAAAGUGGUGAAUCGGAAAAUAAUUCUGGCGAAAAAUUGCCGAGCAAAGGACAAGUGGAACAGGAACACAACAGCUCAAUGUCGAUAUUUUUCGUGCUGAUGGUCAUUCUGAUGGGAAUUUUGCUGAUUCAUAUUAUGCUGCAGCUACCAAAUCGUUACCAAUAUUUGCCAGAAAGUAUUGUUGUGGUAUUUUUGGGCGCUUUGAUCGGUUUGAUACUGAAAAAUGUCAACAACACAGCGUGGGAACGUGAAGAAGUCUUUUCGCCAACGGGAUUUUUCCUCGUGCUGUUGCCGCCCAUCAUCUUCGAGUCCGGUUACAACUUGCACAAGGGAAAUUUCUUCCAAAAUAUUGGCUCGAUUUGCGUUUUUGCCAUUGUUGGAACGACAAUUUCGGCUCUCGUCAUCGGAAGUGGCGUCUAUUUGCUCGGAAUUGCCGAAGUUGCCUACAGAUUGGACUUUGUGGAGUCAUUUGCCUUUGGAAGUCUCAUAUCGGCGGUAGAUCCGGUUGCGGCAAUUGCCGUUUUUCAUGCGCUGGAUGUCGAUCCGGUACUUAAUAUGUUGGUUUUUGGCGAAAGUAUCUUGAAUGAUGCCAUCAGUAUUGUGCUGACGACGACAGUGAUGCCGCCUGGAUUGUCUCAUAAUGCGACAGCAGUGGCAACGAGUACCGGACAGGGGAUUAUUAAUGCCUUAAGUCGCUUUUGCAUGAUGUUUUUUGCGUCCGCAGGCAUCGGAGUGGUGUUUGCCAUCAUGAGUGCCCUCAUAUUGAAGCAUAUUGAUUUUAGGAAACAUCCUUCGCUGGAAUUUGGAAUGAUGUUAGUAUUCACCUACGCACCUUACGUCCUCGCCGAAGGCAUUCAUCUCUCCGGCAUCAUGGCAAUCCUCUUCACGGGCAUCGUCAUGUCACACUACACCCAUUUCAACCUUUCGACCGUGACACAAAUCACGAUGCAGCAAACUAUGCGAACUCUCGCUUUCAUCGCCGAAACAUGCGUCUUUUCAUACCUCGGACUCGCCAUUUUCUCCUUCAAGCAUCAAGUGGAAAUGGCUUUCGUCAUCUGGUCCAUCGUCUUAUGUCUCAUUGGACGUGCUUGCAACAUUUUCCCACUUGCCUGGCUCGUCAACAAGUUCCGCGAACACAAAAUCACGAAACGCAUGGCUUUCAUCAUGUGGUUUUGCGGUCUUCGCGGCGCCAUUUCGUACGCCUUGUCGCUCCAUUUGCAAUUUUCGAGCAUCGAAACGCGUCGUGUCGUCAUCACGUCAACGCUGAUUAUCGUCCUGGUGACAACUUUGCUGUUUGGCGGUGCGACAAUGCCCUUGCUGAAGUUCCUGCAGCCCGGCAAGAAGAAGAAACAGCAACAGAAGAGCAACAAAAGGAGUCGUUCGGGCAGACGUCGUCGCGAAAAACAAGUGACUUUGAGUAAAACGAGGGAAUGGGGACAAGCGAUCGAUUCGGAGCAUUUGUCCGAGUUGACGGAGGAAGAAGAAGUUAAUUUCACGAAAUCGCAACUUGGGGGAUUUGCGAGACUGGAUCGCAAAUAUUUUACGCCCUUCUUUACGCGACGAUUCACGCACAAGGAAUUGCACGAUUGCAAAAGUCAAAUGGCGGAUUUGACGGAUAAGUGGUAUCAGGCAAUUCGGGUGUCGCCGAACGAUAACAGCGAGGACGAGGGCGACGAAAGUGAAGAGGAGCAGAUUUCCGUCGCUUCGACCUCGAGUCGUGCCAAUUUAGUUACUAAGGCCUAGUCAAAUAUGUUUAAGGGAUCACGCGCGCUAUUUUAGGGUAUGAAAUUGAGGAUUUUAAGUCAAAUGUUUUUUGUGAGUUAUCGAAAAUUGCUCUUAAAGUUUUUUAUAAGCUAUGAAGCAAUUAACUUUAGUACUUAGGUAUUUAUUUUUUGGUUUGAAAAAAAAAUUAUAACUUUAUAAAGAAAAAUGAACUCUUCAAGUAUAUCUUGAGAGUUCGGAAAAUCAAUUUUUGAAAAUAAUUUAAAUUUUUUGCGCAGUAAAAGCGUGUUGGGCCCAUAAGCAGUGGGUUUGGACUGCACGUACCUGUUGGUAUUUUUAGAGUAGUUCGAAGAAAGAAAAUCAGUUUAUUUUAUCAGUUUGUUUUUUACAAAUAAUGUUUUUUAAAAAUAAUUUUUGAUUUUACUAUUACAACUUUUGCAAAUAAAUUAGUAUUUUUAAUUUAUUUUUUGCAAAAAAUCAAAAAUUUUUGAUUUUUUAUGAUUUUUUACUUAAAAUGUUCUGCAUUCAUUUUAAAUUAACAUUUAUUUAUUUAAAUACCUUUAUAUUUUUUUAAAAUUGUUAGGCCGCUCCAAAUUUAUUUCGAACUUUUUGUCCUAAAAGACUUUUUUAGGGGGGGGGCCUAAAUAAAAAAAAGUUUUGAAAUACUUUUUCGUACAAAAUACAAACAAUUGUUGGUCAUUAAUGAAUUUUUAAGUUGUUUUUAUGUUAAAAAUAUUGAGAUUUGAUAAUUUAAAAUUGAUCUCAGAAUAUUUAAGUUAAAAAUUUAAACAAAAAAAUUUCAUCAAAAUACCUGUCAAAAAAUUUUUAAACAAUUUUUCUUUUUUUGAAAAAAUUUUUAUAGAAAAAAAUUCUUGUAAAAAGAUCAUUUUCAAUACAAAAGUUUAAAAAAAAUUAAAAAUUAAAAAAAAUUUUAAAAUUCCUUGAAAAAUUAUGAAAAUAGACCAAAAAAUUGUCAUUUUUGAUAACAUUUUUAACUUUUUUUUUAUUUUGCCCCAUUGUUUUUUGACUUUUGAAAUAGGGCAUGGGACAAAAAGUUCAAAAAAAAUUUGGAGCGGCCUUAUAUGAAAAAAUAUUUUAAUUUUUUUUGGCCCCCGAUUUUAAAAAAAUAUUUUUGAAAAAAAAAAAUUAAAAAAUUGGACCGGCCUUAAUAAUUUACAAAAAUAAUUAAAAAUUGUCUUAAAAGUUUUAUGUCUUAAAAAAAUAUCAAAUUGCAGUGCAAAAUUUGAUAUUUCUUUAAAAAAAAUUCAGUAUAAAGUUUGUUGUUUCUUAAAAAAAAAAAAAUUUGACUUA
This is a messenger RNA of Culicoides brevitarsis, 3404 nucleotides long. RefSeq names its product sodium/hydrogen exchanger 8 (gene Nhe1). Gene Ontology annotation, biological process: sodium ion transport; proton transmembrane transport; potassium ion transmembrane transport. Lineage: Eukaryota; Metazoa; Arthropoda; Insecta; Diptera; Ceratopogonidae. Gene Ontology annotation, cellular component: membrane. The record is from RefSeq and is a predicted model, not a curated record. Gene Ontology annotation, molecular function: sodium:proton antiporter activity; potassium:proton antiporter activity. The transcript has 2 exons. The coding region runs from base 135 to 2114 and encodes 659 amino acids.